AUGUUUGUGAAGCCAUCUGAUACAGAUAAGCAAUCAAAAAUCAACUUUCGAAUAAUUCCUGAAGUCCAGUCAACCUGUAAUGAAGAUUGUCUGAAACCUUUCCUGCUCUCAUUGAGGGCAAGCUUUGUCUCGGGUAACAAUUAUGAACGACUGGUGAAUACUUGUGAAAAACUUCGGGAAGUAUAUAACUGCGUGGAUCGUAAGAAAAAGUGUCAAAUGAAUCAUUUUUUUGAGAUACUGAUGGAUGGCGUAAAAUACAUGUGCAUCGAACAUCCUGCUGAUUGCAAACAUUCAUGCAGGGCUCACAAGAUAAUGACUGGUUGGUUUAUUUAUUUAGCCAUGCGAUCUACCACACUUUUUCGGCCAGGAAUAAAAGGUUCUCCACCACGUGUUAACCCCUUUUUCUUCCGUAAAAUCACUACUGAGGCAUGCUCAAUAUUAGAAUGUUACUUUUUUUGCUUAAAAGCAAAAUAUAAUUCACGGUGUUAUGGAAUUGGAGGUAGCAUGCUUAUGGAAGUGAUAGCAAGACCGUUGUUUCAAAUGCAUAAUUCGAUGGUACUCGGUCCUAUAUGGAAUAUUUUGAGAAUAAUGAUGCCUUCAAGAUGCAAUUUCUUGCUAACAGAUUCAGGACUUGCUUGGCACAGAAUCGAUGAAAAGCUUGAUCAUGACUUAAGAGAAUUUUAUAAGAAUCGAACCGAACCUUUAGUUAAAUUUCGCUAUCUGGUAGUGUUUAAUGAUAAUUUUUAAUA
This is a messenger RNA of Thelazia callipaeda (thelaziosis nematode), 749 nucleotides long. Lineage: Eukaryota; Metazoa; Nematoda; Chromadorea; Rhabditida; Thelaziidae. The record is from the annotation of a GenBank genome assembly.